GAUAGAAAUUUAUCGCAAAGUAAUGAAUGGUUUUGAGUAUCUGUCCCAAUCUUUUUUACUCAUAAGAAAAUUAUUGACUUAUAUUUUAUCAAAAAGUAUGAAAAAUAUUAAUUUUUUGUUUUCUUUGUUUUUGAUGUCUUAUAGUUGGGACGAGUGGUGACACUUAUGGAGGAAGAAGGGGUGUCCACUUGGGGCCGGGCUUUUCAGUUCAUAGACGAGGCAUCAACGCUAGCCUACCUGACGAACCGGGAGUCAUCACUGGGAGGCUAUAACACAGUGAUCGCACAAUUUCACCCCCGAGACCCCAAAGAGGACCCGUUCCCAGUGCUCGUAUACAUAGCACUGCCCUGUAAUUCACUAUUUCUGGGGUCAGCGCCUCUGGACUCGAUCGCCAAAGACAUCGCUCUGUCUGAAGGCAUGUGCGGACCUAAUGUCGAGUAUUUGGCGAAACUGUCGGCAUUCAUGCGCAUCCAUUUGCCGCACGAGUCCGACGACCACUUGUAUCGUUUGGAGGAUUUGGUCCGAAAGCUGAUCCGAGAGCACGAGGAAUGCGACGACAAGUUAGAGAAAAUCUUUGACGAGGCGUUGGAGCGAGAGAUCACGGAUUUGACGGAAUAUAAGUCUGUUAUCCAUCGGAUGGAUGAGCUGACGCUCGACGACAACUCCUAUCACUCAACGACUUCCAGUGCGUCCAGCAGUAGCUCAUCCCUGCAGUCGGCCAACAGCACAGACAUCGGAAGCUCCGGCACCGCCAGUCAAUGGCUAUCAUCAGAGUCGACGUCCAGACACACGGAUAGAGUGACGGCCCGGAAGUUGCGCUGUAUUAACAAAUAGACAAACAGUUAUUAUUAUGAUUACUAUACACACGAUAUUAUCCAACGAACGGACAGUUGCAUAAAAAUAUAUGAAAAAUUAUAAACGCAUUUAUCUAUUAGUUUUUGAGAGAAAUUUGCAGCGAUUUUAUUGUAAACCCAAACGACAGCUCUAUUUAUUUUGCAUUCAUUUUGAUGACAAUCACUGAUUGAUAGCUACGGCUGAUGGAUGGAUACGAUACGGCUUAUCCGUACAAUAGAGGGAAAGCAAAAUGAUAACUAAAAUAUAAAAAUUUAUUUUUAAUUCAAUGUAUAUUUAAAUGCGCGAUAAAAAAGAAGUUGAAUUUUGUUUUUUGUUUUUUUCUACAAAUAAAAAUGUUUUUUAUUUAUAA
Oppiella nova is the source of this 1204-nucleotide messenger RNA. The record is from the annotation of a GenBank genome assembly. NCBI's taxonomy places the organism in Eukaryota, Metazoa, Arthropoda, Arachnida, Sarcoptiformes, Oppiidae.